Messenger RNA from Henningerozyma blattae CBS 6284, 1692 nucleotides. RefSeq names its product Tma64p (gene TMA64). NCBI's taxonomy places the organism in Eukaryota, Fungi, Ascomycota, Saccharomycetes, Saccharomycetales, Saccharomycetaceae. Gene Ontology annotation, molecular function: translation initiation factor activity. Bases 1 to 1692 code for a protein of 563 amino acids. Gene Ontology annotation, biological process: formation of translation preinitiation complex; translational initiation. The transcript has a single exon. The record is from RefSeq and is a predicted model, not a curated record.
AUGUUUAAGAAGAAUUUAACUAUUACCACUCUAAGUAAUUUGAAGAAUUCUGAGUCUAGGAACAUUCGCCAAACAUGCAGAGAUGCGCUAUCAAAUAAUGAAUAUGAAUUCCCAGGCUCUCAGGUUAAACAGACAACAUUUGAAUCUACUGUGGCAAAUGGUGUAAUUUAUACCGAUAGCAACAAUGUUCCCAUUUGGUUCAAACAAAAAUAUUCAAACACAAUUGUGCCUACAGUUUAUACAGCAUGGGAAUAUCCAAACAACAUACCUAUCAUUAGAACACAUGACUUUAUUAUCGAAACUAAAAUAUUUAAUGGUGCAAAUUUGAUGAUACCUGGAACAGUUGGACCUCAUGAUGAAAGGCUAAAACCAGGAAAGAUUUGCGGUAUUGCUUCAACCAAAGUACCUGGCACGAUUCUUGCAAUUGGGCUAUGUACAUUUGAUAUGUCUACUGUUGAUACUCCUUUAGGAAAGACAGGUGUUGCUGUGGAAGUGCUACAUUGGUAUAGCGAUGAGCUGACAAAUAUUUUCAAAAUCAAACUUAACCCCCCAACAAUAAUGAAUACCUCUAAUCUGAAAACUCUCGAAUCUAUGACACAAGAAUCUAUGACACAAGAAAUCUCUGAAGCUGAAUCUGAAGUUAAACCAGAUGCACCUUUUAAUGAUACGUUUACUUCCAACGCCGAUGACCUGGCUGAAACUUUAGAACAACUUAGAGUGGAAGAUAUUGAUAAUUUCCUAACCCAAUCUUUGUAUUAUACAAUCACUCAGGAAACAUCCUUACAGCUACCCAUUAUUUCAUCGACAUUUGUAUCUGGUUAUCUCAUGAAGAAUUUACCGAAUGUGGACCAUAACCAGGUGAAUAUUAAGAAGUCUUCCUGGAAGAAAACUGCCAAAUUCUUGAAGCAUUUCGAAAAAGAAGGUUUCUUAAAAUUAAAAGGUAAAGGUGAUGAUCUAACUAUUACAGGCUUCAAUAAAGAAAAACCUCAACUCAAAACAUUUGUACCUUACAGAAUUGGGAAGCCUGCUGGCGCCCUUCCAUCAAAGGAUAAACAAGACAAUAAAAAUUUUUUAAAAGUUGUAACUUUGUACUCCCCAAAAAAGAAAAAUGACAGCUGUUGGACUGCCUUAGGUCUAACUAGUAAAUCAUAUUUCACAAGUGCAGAAAUUACAUCAGCUAUUCAAGGGUAUAUUGCAAAAAAGAAUUUAGCAAAUCCUAAAGACAAAGCAAAAAUUUCAAUGGAUGAUGUACUCUUUGAUCUAGUUAUUACUAAUAACAAAGCCAAUGCAAAUAGAAACAUCAUGAGAUCUCAAGUUGUAGAACCUGUUUUGGUAAAUAAUUUCCUACUAUAUCACCAACUGUUUACUCACGAUAAUAUUUCACUAUCCAAACACCCUAAAAAAGGCUCACCACCAACAGUGAAAAUGGUUACCGAAAAAGUAAAACGUGGUAAAGUUAUUACAAGAGUUUCAAACUUUGAAGUAUUUAAUAUUGAUGCUAAAGAUAUGUCAAACGAACUAAAGGUGUUAUGUAGCGGUUCUACAUCUAUUGAGGAGCUUCCUAAUGGCUCUGAAGUACAAGUACAAGGGCCUCAUGGUGAUAUAGUAAUGGAAUAUUUUGAAAAGCAUGGCAUCCCAAGAAAAUGGUUUGACUAUACCAAUAAAGUUAAACCAAAGAAACGUAGGAGUUAA